AUCGCUGCUGUCCCGGUAACAGAUGGUAUCUAGUCCCGGUUCCACAUAACCGCACUGGGACUAGUUCCAGCGAGUGGUCACGUGGCUUCAUCGGCCACUUCAGACUGCAUGGACCGAUGAGAACUGAUCCAGGAUUUAGGCAUCCACGGAACGUAUGAGCAGGAGCCGUCUGUCUGCCCGUCUGCGUGUCUGUCUGUCUGUCCCUAUGAAGCAGUGAUAUGCGGCUGUUUUGCAUCCAGCCCGCUUCCAAUCACAUGAUCAUAUUGAUGCGAAGCUUUGGGCGACGUGAUCAUAGAAAGGCAUCGGGAGGACGAAGCGCCCGGAAUCAAUGAGCUGCGCGUCGAAGGUCCCUGAAGAAGCAAAGUGGACGAGGGUCAACGUCUGGAAAACCUCAGCACAUCGUCACAGUGCCUUCACAUCCGGGCGGCUGAGCUCUGACGGGGACCAACAUGGCCGACGUCGUGAACACGCUGCCCUUCUUCUACGGCAACAUCACCCGGGAGGAGGCGGAGGAGCACCUGCGGCACGCGGGCACGGCCAGCGGCCUCUACCUGCUGCGGCAGAGCCGCAACUACCUGGGAGGCUUCGCGCUGUCCGUGUCGCACUCCAAACGCUGCUACCACUACACCAUCGAGAGGCAGGCCGACCAGACGUACGCCAUCGCCGGCGGCAAGAGUCACCCGAGCCCCGUGGACGUGAUCGACUACCACUCCCAGGAGACGGACGGGCUGGUGUGUCUGCUGAAGAAGCCCUGCAACCGGCCCAAGAACAUGCAGCCCAAGAUCGGCCCGUUCGAGGACCUGAAGGAGAAGAUGAUUCGGGAGUAUGUGAAGCAGACGUGGAACCUGCAGGGUGCAGCUCUAGAACAGGCCAUUAUCAGUCAGAGGCCUCAGCUGGAGAAGCGGAUCGCCACCACUGCCCAUGAGCAGAUGCCCUGGUUCCACGGCAGCAUCACACGUGAAAACUCUGAGCCCAGGCUACAGAACGGAUCCAGAGUCAACGGCAAAUUCCUGAUCCGACAGAGAGACCAGAACGGAUCCUACGCCCUGUGUUUGCUCCAUGAAGGACAGGUCAUGCAUUACCGCAUCGACAGGGACAGGACCGGGAAGCUCUCCAUCCCCGACGGAAAGAAGUUCGACACCCUGUGGCAGCUCGUGGAGCACUACUCCUACAAACCCGAUGGGCUGCUGCGCGUGCUGACGGAACCGUGUCCCCGACCCGACGGAGAAAUGGGUCGGCCUCUGCUGCCACGGAACCAUCCUGGCCUCGGCCCGACCCUGCAAAGUGCUGCAGGUGGAAUUUUCUCCAUGAUCAAAAACGUCCCCAUUCCUGGGAUAACAAAAAAGCCUACCCCAGGGCCUCGACCCAGCUUCACCAAAGACCUGAACCCGUAUGAGAGUAAAGAGGCCAUGCCCAUGGACACAGAGGUGUAUGAGAGUCCAUACGCCGACCCUGACGAGCUCAGGAGCUCCAAGGUGGAUCGCUCCCACCUCUACCUGGAGGACGGGGUACUGGGCUCUGGGAACUUUGGUACAGUCAUGAAGGGAAUCUACAAGAUGAGGAAGACCGAGAAGACGGUCGCGGUCAAGAUCCUGAAGAACGACGACGACAACCCGGCCGUGCGUGACGAAAUGCUGCGGGAAGCCAACGUCAUGCAGCAGCUGGACAACCCCUACAUCGUCCGGAUGAUCGGCAUCUGCGAGGCGGAGAACCUGAUGCUGGUGAUGGAGCUGGCCGAGCUCGGGCCGCUCAACAAGUUCCUGCAGAAGAACAAGCAAACGAGCAUGAAGAACAUCACGGAGCUGGUCCACCAGGUCUCCAUGGGCAUGAAGUACCUGGAGGAGCACAACUUCGUCCACAGGGACCUGGCUGCCAGGAACGUCCUGCUGGUGACGCAGCACUACGCCAAGAUCAGCGACUUCGGCCUGUCCAAGGCCGUGGCCGAGGACCAGAACUACUACACGGCCAAGUGUCAUGGGAAGUGGCCGGUGAAGUGGUACGCUCCAGAGUGCAUCAACUACUUCAAGUUCUCAUCCAAAAGUGACGUGUGGAGCUUUGGGGUCCUCAUGUGGGAGGCCUACUCCUUCGGCCAGAAGCCCUACAAGGGAUUGAAGGGAAAUGAUGUCAUGCAAAUGAUUGAGAGCGGGAAACGUAUGGACGCUCCCCUCAACUGCCCAGAGGAGAUGUAUGAGCUCAUGAGGACCUGCUGGACCUACAAGACGGAGGAGAGACCUGGAUUCUCGGUCGUGGAGCCGCGGUUACGAGAGUAUUAUUAUGACAUUGCACAGUAAUUGUGUUUAACGCAAUAAUCAUGUACAAAUGAAAUGAAAGAGUCAGAAAUAAAUAUGCAGUAGAUGAUAGAACUUUGUAAUGGAUGUAUACAUGAAUUGUAAUAAAGCAGCUGAACCGGUUUUA
Messenger RNA from Betta splendens (Siamese fighting fish), 2415 nucleotides. RefSeq names its product spleen tyrosine kinase (gene syk). Gene Ontology annotation, biological process: positive regulation of B cell differentiation; cell differentiation; innate immune response. The record is from RefSeq and is a predicted model, not a curated record. The coding region runs from base 450 to 2291 and encodes 613 amino acids. NCBI's taxonomy places the organism in Eukaryota, Metazoa, Chordata, Actinopteri, Anabantiformes, Osphronemidae. Gene Ontology annotation, cellular component: cytoplasm; extrinsic component of cytoplasmic side of plasma membrane; signaling receptor complex. The transcript is spliced from 15 exons. Gene Ontology annotation, molecular function: transmembrane receptor protein tyrosine kinase activity; signaling receptor binding; ATP binding.